CCGUAUGAUGCUAUUGUAAGCAUCCACGGAGGAAGCCUACUGCAAAUUUUGACAAGUAUCGACCCAAUAAAUUGGCCAGAGGAAAAUAUAUUCAUAUAAUUUGUAUAAACUUAGGGGUUUAUAAAAUAGAGAGUGCCUUUUCAGGCGUUCACAGCUCAUCAUAAGAGAUCAAUAUGAUCUUACUGUCGCUGGUAUUUAUUAUAUUGGCUCCUGGAACAUUUGCAACCCAUGCUCCCAUAGCUGGAAACUGUUCAGAAGCUUACUUCUAUUGUGAUGACCUUGCUGAUUGUGUAGAAGAUACGGUUGCUUUUACGUUCACAUGUGUAUGCCAGGAAGGGUCUUCUGGUGAUGGAUUAAAAGAAAGCGGUCACACAGGCUGUGAACCCGAUGCGACUACGUGUGGAACUAACGAUGACUGUCAUACAGAUGGAUUUUGUAACCCUUCAAAAAGUUGUGAAUGUAAACCACUCUACAGAGGAGAUGGACAAACAAAAUGUUCUGAUAUAAAUGAGUGUUUAUCCAGUCCCUGUCAUGCCAAUGCUAACUGUAGGAAUAAUGUUGGUUCGGCUUAUGAGUGUAACUGCAAACCCGGUUUUGCUGGUGAUGGCUUUACUGAAUGUAAACGAACAUGCACUGUUGAACAGGAUUGUCAUGCUCUAGCUGAUUGUACCAACAGUGAUUGUGUUUGUAAUACAGGAUUUACAGGAGAUGGUUUUGAUCUAUGUGAAGAUACUGACGAGUGUCUUACAAUAGAAUGUGCUCCUCCUGGUAAUUGCAUCAAUUCGAUUGGCUCUUAUGAAUGUGGUUGUCCAAAUGGAUAUACUGGAGAUGGAACAACAUGUACAGAACUGCCUGCGAGCUGUGAAGAAAUACGUAUUGCUAAUCCCGGGGCUUCGAGUGGUCAAACGUUUAAAAUUGAUCCCGACGGAACAGGUCCAUUGAAAACUAUGCAGCCAAAGUGCGUAUUUGAAGACGGUAUUGGUAUAACUAUUGUAACUCCAGUAACCACAGGACUUGUAAAUAUAGCAGAUCAAACCAUAUUAUACCAGAACGCUAGGGCUGAAGAUAUCCAGGGCCUUGUAAAUAUUUCUGAAUUUUGUUACCAAACACAAAAGGUAGCAUGUUCGGCUGGUUACCAAUUAUUUGGAGGUGUAACAGAUGCUGCGUGGACAAAUGCUAAUGGAACAGUAUUCAAUUCAUGGGGAGGAUCAGGAGUAGAUCAAAUGUGUCCUUGUGGUCUCCUUGGGUAUUGUACAAAUGGUGUUGCUUGUAAUUGUGAAGGCACUUCGAGUUCCAGUGGAGUUGAUUUUGGCAAGAUCAUUGAUCGUUCCAUGCUGCCGAUUACAACAGUAGCGUUUAACCCUGGAUCAGCUCAAUACCAAAUAUCAGAAAUAAAAUGUGCACCAAAACCAAUAGACAUACGGAAGGACUGUGACGCAAUAAAACAGGAUGAUCAUAUAAAUGACAAUGGACCACAAAUUAUAGAUAUAGAUGGACCAGAUGGACCUCUUGAACCAACUUUAGUUCACUGUGAUAUGACAAAAUACGGCCAUGUUGGUCUUACAGUUGUUCCCCAUGAUCAACAAAAAGCAAUCAUUCCGACAGAAAGUGGAAACAUUAAUUUAACCUACACGACACCCCCAGAAACAAUGCAAGGAAUAAUAGAUGGGUCGCAUUUCUGUGAUCAAGAAGUCAGAUAUGAAUGUAGAAAUGCUCCCAUUCAUUAUGAAGGCGAACAGAAAGUAUUUGUAUAUGCUACUAAAGACAAUAAAAGAGUAGAUUAUUUUCCUGGUGGCCAGAAUAUCACCGAACACUGUGGAUGUGGAAUAACAGGAUCGUGUGUGUUGGAGAAUAUUACCUGUAAUUGUGAUAUGAAUGAUAAUGUUACUAGAUAUGAUAUUGCUAAUCAUACAACUAAAUUUGAUUUACCAAUAACGGGAUUCAACGUAGAUUUAAGUCAACCUUCAGCCUAUGUUAAACUAUACAUUGGACCGUUAAUUUGCAGUACUCAGCAAUUUGGAAUCGAACCUAACUGUGAAAAAUAUCUUGCUAUAGGUGUCGGUUUGCCUUAUACGUAUCUCAUAGAUCCUGAUGGGCCGUACGAUCCAACAAAAACCUCAGAGAUUAAUCUUGAGGCAUAUCCAGUUGAGUGUCAAUUUAAUUUGGUACCACCACAGGGAAUUACCAUAAUACAUCACGAAUUAGAAGACAGGACGGAAGUAACUAGUUCAAAUUUCGUAUAUGAGAUUGACUACAAGAAUAUUGUAGAUAAGGAGCAAAUGAAACAUCUUAGAUAUCGAUCAACGUUUUGUGGACAGUCAUUAAUAUUCCACUGCAAUAAUUUCAAAAUACAUAGUGCUGGACUUCAAGUCAAAUGGUUUAGUGUUGAUGAUCAGGAAUUUACCUAUUUAUCUGGUGGUGCUGAAGGUGAUUUUGGCUGUGCUUGUAAUAUAGAUAAUACAAUUGAUUGUAUCGAUGGAACCGUCUGUAACUGUGAUUCUGGUUCAAACACGACAGACGUUAAUGAACUUGGUAACAUUACUCACCUCCCUGUUGCUAAAUUAGAUUUUUCUGCAGUUGUAUCACAAUACCCUGCCGGUUCAUUAACAUUUACCCUCGGCCCAUUGAAGUGUUUUGAAACAUUUACAACGUGUUACGAUCUAUUCGUAUACCUACAAGAGGAAGCGAGAAUUGGAGAAGCUCCUAUUCAAAAUGGUAAAUACACCAUCGAUCCUGAUAGAUCCGGCGGUGAUCCACCAUUUACUGUUACCUGUGAAUUUCCCUUUACUAGGAUUGGUAUUGAAAAUGAAAUGUAUACUGGACCUACCCCAGGAAGUUCUGUAUGUCACGAUGUUGUGUAUUUGGAUCACAGUAAUAAUACCAUCACCAAUUCACAAGCGGCAUCACUGGUAAAGGCGUCUCAAUUUUGUAGACAAAAUUUACAAUAUACAUGUAAUAAUGCACCUUGGACCGGUCAUGUUAAUUAUACAACAUGUGAUGGAAGAGCACAGUUGGGUUGGUCUUUAAGUGGUGGACAUGAUAUGUGUGCUUGUGGUAUGACGGGGACAUGUGUAGGUGGACCAACAGCUAACUGUGAUUGUGACACAGUUGAUGGAACCGAGAGAACAGAAGGCGGUAAUAUCUAUAAUAUUACACGUUUACCGGUCUGUGAAGUAUGUUUGAGUAUAGAUGCCGGAGGUGGCUCUAGUGGUCUCAAAGUUGGUAGUUUGACUUGUUCCGGGGAAACCUUUGGCGUUGAAACUCAUUGUCAAGAUCAAAGAGUAAUAAGUUCAGAUGAUGGCGUCGUUUACCUCACACCAGGAGGUGGCCUCCCGGAAACGCCCAUAUAUUGCGAUAUGACAUCAUAUCCAGCUAUAGGUAUAAUGGAAAUACGUGCAAGGGAAACAACUUUUAAUAUUCCUGCAAACACGGCCUUCGAUCAGACAAUAGAAUAUUUUUACCACACCAGAGAGGGCAUAGAAAAAAUGAUAGAUAAUGCUUAUUACUGUAUACAAGAGAUCUAUAUCACAUGUAAUGAUGGUAGUCUCGGUAGUCUCAAUUUAGUUGGAAAUAAUGGGUGGUAUGCUAGAGAUGGAACACCACAAGAUGAUUGGGGUGGAAACAUUGGCAGACUUUUGAAAUGUGAGGGAGAUGGAACCAAUUGUAAUUGCAAUUCACCUGGAAAUCAGACGGAUGGUGGAAUAUUGGGUGAUAAAUCUAAACUGCCCAUCUCUAAGGUAGUGCUAGGUGCUAGCCCCACAGAAAGAAUUCUUAGAAUAGAGCCAGUAAAAUGUUACGAACUAAGACCAGAUUGUUAUGACAUCCUGACAAGUGGUAAUACUAAGACAGCAUACAGCAACAGAACCUAUGUUAUUGAUCCUGAUGGUCCAGAUGGCGUAGAUCCAUUUAUUGUUGUGUGUUUCUUCGACCCUGUUAACGAAAACGCCAUCACUGAAGUGCUUGUGGAGGGAAAUCCAAGGCAGACGUCCGCAGGGCCAUCUUCACCUUAUCAAAAUGAUCUGGUAUUUGAAUAUAAGGGUGCUACACCAGAACAAAUUAACACAUUGGCAAGACAGGCACCAUUCUGUUACCAGGGUAUCCUGUACGAAUGUAACAAAUCACCAAUCAGUAAUACCACCCAGUAUCAAUUGUACGAUGGUUUUGUAUCGCCAUCUUUUGGGGAUGCUUACGAUACAAACACUACCGAAUGUCCAUGUAGACAGUUGGGAACUUGCGGAACCUAUAAUUGCCGGUGUGAUGAACAGCUUCCCACACCGAAAAAAGACAAUGGAACAAUCACGGACAAAGAUCUUUUACCAAUAACUAUAGUAGAGGCUGGUGGCCAACUAGACGCGACUGCAACUGCUACUGUAACAGUUUCUCCGGUUCGGUGUGAGGAAAAACCGCAAGAUAUACCAGUUGAUUGUGAGGAUGCCAAGAGACGUAAUUAUAUGACUGGAGAAGUUCUAAUCAGUCCAAAAUAUCCUACAGUGAAACCAUUCUUUGUUUAUUGUAAUAUGGAAAUCAACCCUGGUCAUGGGACUGCAGUUCUGAAUUUAGGAAUAGAUCCCACAAUUUAUCUUCCAUAUGAUGGUGCAUCUAUUGAUGUAACCUAUAAAGGACUGACAGAUCCACAGAUACAAGCUCUAAUAGAUAUUUCAACGCACUGUUAUCAACCAGUUAAAUAUAACUGUAGAAAUACAGCCUUUCUAGAGGCUGGUAAAUUUUCCUGGACAGGUGUUGACGGCAAUGAACAUACCUAUUUUGGAGCUGGUACACCUGGUGGAAAUGACUGUACAUGUGGUGCAGAAAAUUUGUGUGGCGGUAAUGGUACAAGACCCGUUAUUGAAGCUAGGAGAUGUAACUGUGGUGUUGGACAAGAAGAUGGUAUAGAUAGAGUGGACUCUGGUAUUAUGCAAGUUACGGCUGACUUGCCUAUAAGAAGUAUGACAUUUAAACCAACCGGUGUUGCAAACUCAGCAGGAAACAUAACUCUUAGUAAUCUCUACUGUGGAAAAACCGCAAUCGGAUUUGAUGAAUGUACUACUGGUUUCCAUGAUUGUCAUCCAUGGGCUAAUUGUGUCAAUACGCCAAAUGGUUUUCAGUGUGUCUGCCCAGAAAAAUUCCGGGGUUUGGGAGUACCCGAUGUGUGGGCAAAUGGUAGAGAGUGUUAUGAUGACGAUGAAUGUUCCUCUAAACCAUGUGAUGGAACAGCAACAUGUUAUAAUUUUCCUGGUGAUUUCAAUUGCACCUGUAACGAUGGUUACAGACCUAUAAGCAAAACAUCAUGCGAAGAUAUAAAUGAAUGUGAAGAUGACGGAGGAACUCUACAUAAUUGUGAUAUAAAUGCUAAAUGUACUAAUACAGAAGGCUCCUUCUUCUGUAAAUGUAGACGUGGAUAUAAAGGAGUAGGUACAAAUAACACCUGUGAACGUAUUGGUAUAUGUGCCUGUUUUGGAGAUCCACAUUGUAUUUCUUUCGACGAAAAGUGGCUUCAUUUUAUGGGUGAUUGCCAAUACAAAAUGGCUACAGAUGGUUGUUCUGGCGUAAAACCAACGUUCGAGGUUUGGACACAUAAUUGGGAUAUGGGUAGAACGGACAUAGCAGGUAUAACCUGGGUCAAGGAUGUCACUGUAGUUGUUAAUGAUACGAAAGUGUACCUGGGACCGGAUCGUGUUAUCCGAAUAAACGGACGUAAUUUUAUAGCCUAUAAUAACGAUGAUAUAGCUGUAAAUGAUAACGGAAGAGAAGUAUCUGUCAUCACGCCGUUUGGUCUAGAGGUCUAUUGGAAUGGAGGUGAUGAAGUCGAAGUUCUUCUACCUAAAGAUUUUAAAGGAAAGAGUUGUGGCCUUUGUGGUAACUUUAAUGACGAUAUGGAAGAUGAAUGGAUAGUUGGUGAUCGUUGUGGAGAUUUAGUUGGCACAGUAACCCCGAAUCAAAACAUUUUUGGCAAUUCGUGGGUGGUAGAAGAAUAUCUAAAUACGGUGCCUGAGUGUAGCGCUCCUUGUAACGCCUCAGAUACUACCUUGACUGUAUGUGACACAGAGUUGCUCACUUAUUAUUGUGAUCGUGUCUUCAGCCCGGACAUUUCUCCGUUCAAGGAUUGCCUAAAUUUCCUGGACACUCAAUUAUUGGAUCAACUUAAAUUCAGUUGUCUAUUCGACAUUUGUCACGUUUAUAAUGAUGUUGAACUUGGUAUGUGCUCCAGUGCUGAAAGAGUUCUGAAUGAGUGUCAAAAACAUCUUGACUUUGAGAUAGAUCCUUGGAGAAAACCUGGUUUCUGUGAAUUGAAUUGUGGUGAGAAUUUUGAAGAUAGGCCUUGUGGACCGCGGGGUAAGCCAGAUAAAGAGAGACAAACAACGUGUAUAAACGAAAUUCAAGGCACUCAUCCCGGAUCAGAGAGUUACUGCAGUGAAGCCUGUUAUUGUGCUCCAGGUUUCGUCCUGGAAGGUAGACGAUGUAUUCCACCAUCUUCAUGUGGUUGUAUCCUGGAAGGUGUUUAUAUUGCCGUUGGUGACACGUUUAUGAAUUUUAACUGUACCAGUUUGCUAAAGUGUAUUUCAACGGGUACCACAGAACAGGAACAAGUUACAUGUGAUCCCAAUGCUGGUUGUUUCCUGAAGGAAGACACCGGUGUAUUCGGGUGUCACUGUAAAGAUGGCUACAUUGGAGAUGGAAUAACUUGCGGAAAUGACAUAUGUUUUAAUAAGACAUGUCCGGAAAACAUGGAGUGUAACAGAGAUAAUAACGCCGAAUGCCAAUGUAAAAAGGGUUACAUUGGCGAUUGUACAAAAUGUGAAGAUAUUGAUGAAUGUCAAACCCGAACAGAUGACUGUAUACAUAUUGGUCAAAAUUGUACGAAUACAAUAGGUAGUUAUAGAUGUCAUUGUAUUCCUGGUUUUGUACCUUACGGAAACUAUUGUGUUGAUGUUGAUGAAUGUGAAGCUGGGUUUGAUAAUUGUGAUGCCAAUGCCGAGUGUAUCAAUACACAUGGUAGUUUUAUAUGUGAAUGCUGUGAAGGCUAUGAUAUGGGCGCAGGUGGAACUUGCAUAGCGAAUGCGGCUGAAAAAGUCACAGCAGUUGGUGGUAAAAAAUGUUGUUCGUGUAGAGGGGACGGUUGUUUUCGUGCUGGACAGGUUUGUGGUAGUGAUGGAAUAACGUAUACGACAGAAAGAAAGUUAAUAGUAGAGGCAUGUAGAACCGCUAAGUUUAUAGAAGUGAAUUACAGAGGAGCCUGUAAGGUGACCUGUACCGGUGUAGUAUGUGAUAAACCAUACGAGGAAUGCGCUGUAGAUCCUAUUCUAAACCUAGCUCAAUGUAUUUGUCCCAAAUGUGGAUCAGAAAACAGCCCAGUGUGCAGCACUCGUCUACUGUUGUUUCAAAAUGAUUGUGAAUUUAGAAGAAUCUCCUGUGAAGUUAAUGAUGACAAUUCCACUAUUCAUACUGAUGUUAGAUUGUGUGAUAAGGCAUCUGGAAGUCCUUUUAGCGCCUGGACAGAAUGGAGUACAUGUAGUGUUGAUUGUGGUCCAGGUGAAAUGGUCAGAAGCAGAACAGAAAUAAGAACGCAAACUGCCUAUGAACUUACACUAUAUGCCUUAGACGAAACAGCCAUUUGUUAUGGAAACUGUAGUGAUGCCCCAUGCUUUAAUUAUACGUGUCCAGGAUACGGACAGAUCUGCAUCCCAUCUCCACUCAUGCCCUCCGUGCCAGAAUGUAUCUGUCCGAACUGCACAUUCAGAGAAGACGCUCCUAUCUGUGGUCUGUUGGGGUAUCGACAAGUGACGUUCAAGAAUAGAUGUGAGCUACAGAAGAAAGCUUGUGAAGUCAAUAGACGAUACCAUGUACUCAGUAAUUCGCCUUGUGGAACGUUACCAUUAAACUGUUCUCUGUAUACUCAGUACCAAGAUUUAAGUGAUGGUACGUGUGUUGGUGAGCCUGUACCAGUUGGUAUUUGUGAAGGGGGCUGUGGUGUCAUGCCUGAUAAAUGUUGUGAAGCAGAUGAAACAGAGAUGGCGUCAUACAACCUGAUGUGUGCCAAUGGUACGACACUUGUAAGACAGAUUUCAUCAGUGCUGAGCUGCAAAUGUAAUGAUCUUGCCCACACAACAUAAAAUAUAUUAAAUUGUGUCUUAUGUAAACGUGUAAUACGUAAUGUAAAUGUGUAAUACGCCAUGUCAGAUAAUAAAAUACUUCAAAUAUUAAAA
This is a messenger RNA of Patella vulgata (common limpet), 8204 nucleotides long. RefSeq names its product fibrillin-2. The transcript has 54 exons. NCBI's taxonomy places the organism in Eukaryota, Metazoa, Mollusca, Gastropoda, Patellidae. Gene Ontology annotation, molecular function: calcium ion binding; protein binding. Bases 174 to 8111 code for a protein of 2645 amino acids. The record is from RefSeq and is a predicted model, not a curated record.